Ostreobium quekettii is the source of this 408-nucleotide messenger RNA. The record is from the annotation of a GenBank genome assembly. Lineage: Eukaryota; Viridiplantae; Chlorophyta; Ulvophyceae; Bryopsidales; Ostreobiaceae.
AUGAUCGACUUGUCUUGCAAGCUCCCAGCUGAAGGCUCGAAUCCAGCAGAGCUAGUGGUGGGGUCGUUGGAUGUGAUGGUGGGAACACACCUUCCUGAGGAGCAUCUGAUUGGAAGACUUCCCGAAGGCCCUGAUGGACAACAUCGUGCUUAUUUGGCAAAUGUCAGCACUGUGCCGGCGGCAAGAAGAAGGGGUGUUGCAUCUCAGUUGAUACAGGCUGCUGAAAGUCAAGCAGUAGCGCAAGGUGUCAAGUACAUGUAUGCCCACGUUGUUGCAGACAACUACCCUGCUCUGGCCCUGUACAUGAAUGCUGCAGGGUACACAGCAGAGCAAGAGGAACUUCCAGGCAUUGCAAAGACAUGUGGGCGACCACAACGUAUUCUAGUAAAGAAGGAUCUGUCAGCUUAA